Esox lucius (northern pike) is the source of this 4312-nucleotide messenger RNA. RefSeq names its product SWT1 RNA endoribonuclease homolog (gene swt1). Bases 264 to 3323 code for a protein of 1019 amino acids. The transcript is spliced from 15 exons. The record is from RefSeq and is a predicted model, not a curated record. NCBI's taxonomy places the organism in Eukaryota, Metazoa, Chordata, Actinopteri, Esociformes, Esocidae. Gene Ontology annotation, cellular component: nucleus.
GCAGGGAUAUACGCAGGCUAUGCUUUACUCCCUUUACGCAAACUGCGUAAAGCUGGUGCUGCAGGUUUAUUUAACCUAUUUUCUGUAUUACUUACAAAAAGGUCAUUUUAAAUGCAAAUACUUAUUUUGUCGCAACUAUCCAUUUAACAGAAAUAUAGUGACAAUUAAUGUUUACAAGGUGUAGCCUAUGGUUUGGUUGGGGGACCAAACUGGAAUGUGUUUUGGUGCAAAAAUACUAAUCUACACAGGAAUUUUCUUCCAAGAUGUCGAAUAAGUCCAAGAAGAAGAAGAAGGAGAAAAGGAAGCCCUCCAGUGAGGACAAAGAGGACUCAUCACAAAAACAAGGGGGCUCUAAAAAACACAGUCUACCUGAAAGGAAGCAACAUGGCUGCUGUUUUACAGAGGACAAAACAGGGAAAGAGAAAGGAGCUAGCCACUUUACCACAUGGAAUAGCACAGCAGGAAACAGUCAAAAGAAAGACAGAGAAAUCAAAAAGGCAUUCUACAGACUGGGGAAAGCAACAACGUCACAGGGUUCAGAGGGAAAGUCCACCUGUCCUCUUGACACUCUUCAUCAGGACAUCAGGAAGACUGAGAAUAUGACAGCUACUUCAGAUGACCAGACAGUAGACCGAGGGUAUUCCAAAACCGUCAGCAGUCAGGAUAACAAAAUAAAACUGUACCAAAGUGGGGAGAAGAGUCCAGAAAUUCAGGGAUGUUCUAGGAAGUUUUUACCCGAGAAGAAUCCGGUCACAACAACUUUGAGCAGAUCCUCAACCAGCCACGAGAACCCUUCAUCCUUCUUUGCCCAUCCAAAGGAGCAGAGUAGGAUGCAAUUGAAGAGGUGUAGACCAGUCGAGGAGCCUGACCCCGGGAAGGAAAAGACCUUCCAAACUAGUCUUUCCCAUGACCCCCAGAUAUCCCUCUCAUUGUCUGAGGAACCGGGGGAGAAGAGGAGGAAUCUAGUGAGGAGGAGAUCUGAAGAGGUGUCGGAAACCCAAAGGCACCAAACUGGUAGAAAGUCCCCUGGUUUUUCCUCUGACAAAACCACUAGGCACUCUUAUACCUCUCCUAAAAUCAAUACCUAUGAGAAAAAACCUAAUAAAUUAAAUCAUAUGCCUAUCACUCAAAAGCGAGAGUAUGUUCCUGAGCUGUCCAAAAUAUCCAAGACAUUUAAGUCCACGUGUGCCAAGGUAGAGAAGUCACUAACCAAACCUAAGACGCAUUUCAUUUUUAAGAUCCCAAAGAAGACCAAAACUGUGCUACCUCCAGUCAAUAAUGCCAUUUGGGGAGAUGACCAGGAGGAUUGUAAACCCAUUAGUACUAGUACUAGUGCUGAGGUGGUUAUUACUGGUUCCAAGUUUUCUCGUCAUCCAGGGAGUGCGUCCAGAUUUUCAGACUCCAAAGACCGCAGUUCUGCUGCUGUCAACAGAACCCAGCAGCAGAGAUUUGACACAGUUCCAGAAACAUCCAAAGGUUCAAAAAAAGGCUCAAUGGCCCCUGUACAGCCCAGCUCAUCCAAAGCAAUUACAUUUUCCUGUAACAGACCAACAUCCACAAAAGACAAUAUAGAUUUGUAUGAUAAUGACCAAGAGAUGCAGCUGACGGAGGAGCUCCAUCUGGCCCGCAGUGAAAGGAGGCUAGAGCUCAAUGUAGUAACAAGCUAUGGAGAGCUCACCCGCAUGGACAUUGACACACCAGAGGGGGGCGCCACACUCAGUAAGGCCGAAGAUGACCGUAAGCAGGAUCUUAUCAUUGUCAUGGACACCAACAUCCUCCUGAGUCACCUGGACUUCGUCAAGAUAAUGAGGUCACGUGGUCUUGGGGCGCUAGGCCUUCCAACGGUGCUGGUGCCUUGGGUGGUACUGCAAGAGCUUGACUCUCUGAAGAAUGGGAAGAGGCUAUCUAGCUCGGUAGCCCAAUUGGCUACUCCUGCCGUUCAUUACAUCUACACCUGCCUGAAAACCCAGAAGCCUCGCCUCUGGGGCCAGUCCAUGCAGCAGGCCUCUCAGAGCAGCUAUGGACUUAAUGCUGAGAACAAUGAUGACAGAGUGCUGCAGUGCUGCCUGCAGUACCAGAGCCUUUACCCAGAGAGGGCGGUGAUCCUCUGCACUAAUGACAAGAACCUGUGCAGUAAGGCCAUUCUGAGUGGGGUGAAGGCCCUCAGUAAGACGGACCUUGUGGAUGAGGUGGACCGGCUCAAAACCACUGGUGGCCACAACCUGACUCCCCUCCAUGUACAAAUGCACACACCGACCCCCACCCGCACACCCUCCCAGACCAGUCACCACCAGAAAUCGGUCACCUCCCCAGGACAGCAACAGAAUGAUGGAGGGGAAAAGAAAGGAAAGGAAGAGAGAAAGAAGGCAGCAGAAGAGGCUCGGGAGCUGAGCAGCUGUGUAUCAGAAAUGGAAGACUGUCUAAAGGGCGUACUGUCUCAGGUGCUGGAGGUUGAGAUGAAGGCAGCCUAUGAAGAACUAUGGACUGAGAUUGUAUAUUUAAAACCACCCUGGACACUUGGAAAUCUCCUGCAGUGUUUCAAGAAACACUGGAUCGCUAUCUUCGGUAACAUUGUCCAACGCAAUAUACAGCAAUCUGUGGAAAGUCUUCACAAGUUCUUCUCAGGUACAUCAGUAGAGCGUUGCUCUACAGUGUUGGCUCUUUCUGAGGCUAGGAAGCUGCUUCAGGCCUUUGGCUGCAGGUCAGACUAUGGUGGGCGUGUCCAACCUGCUCUCUCCACCUUGAAGGCUCUGCUGCCGAGGAUACUGCCCCAGCCAGAGGAACCCUCAGAAGAGACCCACACCAGUGAUUGUGACACCCUCAUGGAAGAAGAAGAAGAGCACAAGGAAGAGAAACAGACCACAACCCCACAGGUGUCACACCAGGAAAUGUGGGUGCUGUUUGAGAACGUAUGGAACAACGUUUGCCGAGUUAGCUCUGCUGUGUUCGAUGCCCUCCGCUUUGACCCCAGCUCGUUGGAAACCAGACAGCCAAUAGAGGGCCCCCCCCCACCCCAGGAUGCCCUCUCCAGUCUGUAUCAACUAUGCAGUGCCAUCAGAGAACUUCUUCAGGCCUUUACCAGGGUUUUGUCAGCAGAUAGAAAUCUUGACGAUGCCCAGGCUCUCCUCUCCUUCAUCCACUCCAGUGAAAUUGCCGCUGUGGAGCCUAGGUUCACUGCCAGUGACCUUUUGGACUGUCUUUCACAGCCCCAGUACAGGGAGAUGCUGUGCGUUGGGGUGACCCAGUUGGCAGAGCUGAAUAUCAGUCUGGAACGCUGCGCCGAGGUCACUUCCCGGGAGGUUGCACACAGCACUCGGCCCUGACUGGACCAGGAUGUUUGGACCUACAAAAACAACUAGAGGCCUCACAUCAGAUCACUACUCGACAACCUUACUUGAAGCCACUGUUAUGUCAUAUGGAACAUACCUGUAUAGAAUAUUUCAAUGAAAUUGUUUCUGGAUGUUGGUAUGUUGCUUUUGUUUACACUCUCUAAGUGGAAAGGAAUCAUGGGCAUUGAAGUGAGCAGACAGAUAAUGCUUCAUAUAAUGCUCUUCCAGCACUUUUAACAGUAGCCAUUUUAUGCCACUAGAAACCUCCCCUCCCCAGCUGGGAGCCAAAUGUUUUUUUAUGACAAUGAUUUUACCAGUUAAAUGUUCUUAGACAUCUCAUUCACAGCAACAACCAGAGAGCAAUUAGACUUAGCUGUCUUUCUCAGGGAGAGAACAAGAUGAUUUUUAACCUUGUCUUGGGGUUUAGAACAAGCAACCUUGUGUUUACUGGCUCAGCGCCCCUUGAAAGGUUGUGCUGUCUUAUGAUGUGGUGGCUCCUCAAUAGAGUUACGAUAUCAGUCUCAGUUCCUAAACUUCUACAGAAACUAUUUAACACAGCUGGAUGGAAGGGAUGGAACAGUGCUCUGUAGGCUAUUAUCUUUUGUAUUACUAUACUGACAAAUAUGCAACUCGUUUUACUGUGUUUGUUGGUUUGGGGUGUUGUUCAUACGUUUUUCUAAACAAGAAGUCUUGAUCUGAACACCUUGUAGGACUGCAAAAACAGCAGAAUAUUCUUUAGCUAGCAAUUUUACCUUCUGUGUAAAUAGUUUAAUUAAAGCAUAGAUUUUAGUUUGAACAAAAUGUUAUCUUAUGACAGUUUGAUUUGACUGCUAUUGUUGCAUCAUUUUUGUCAUGUCUCAUAGGGUCUACAGCAGGACACUGUUAGGUGGGGAGUAAUUAGUGUAGAAUAUUUUGAUGCCAGACUUACCACUGGUGUGCAUAAGCGCUAAAAUGUUGGUAUCCAAUAAAUGUAUGUGCCUUGA